Molecule: messenger RNA, 592 nt
Organism: Oppia nitens
Lineage: Eukaryota; Metazoa; Arthropoda; Arachnida; Sarcoptiformes; Oppiidae
Exons: 2
Coding region: 53-592 (179 amino acids)
Source: RefSeq, a predicted model, not a curated record
AACUAGUAGUCAAAUAAAUUUUAAUAAAUUUUAAUUGAUUAUAACAAAAAUCAUGUCAAAAUUAUUUUAUAAUAUUAAAAUUAUCAAUCAGUUUAGCUAUAUAUCAAUAAUACUAAUAUUAUCAUCAUCAUCAAUAAAUUGCAACUAUGUCGAUUAUGCCAUAAAUAAUUAUCAACCAUCAACUAAUCAAUUACCGGUAACAGUAUCUACAACAUGCAAUAUAAUUGAAUCAAUUGGAACGGCCAUUGAAUUAGGUUUACCACUGGUUGGUUCGGGUACGGGACUAGCAUUGAGUAUACUAUCCACUGUUAACGUAUGUUUGACUAUACCUGCGGGUCUAGUCGGCUGUAUAUUGGGUAUUAUCGGAUCAGUGGUCAAAGGUAUACCGCUACUGGUGCCCGGCUAUCGUCUAGUGGCCUACGGUAUCAAUUUUCUGGUUAAUUGUAUUUUAGGUGGUCUACUAUCACUAUUGUCCGGUCUAUUUGGUGGUGGCGGUGAUGGUGGUAUCACUACUACAACUACUACUACUACUACCGGUCCUAUUAAUGGUAUUACUAGUAGUAGUAGUAGUAGUAGUACUGAUUUUUUCUAG